Messenger RNA from Prunus armeniaca (apricot), 1284 nucleotides. The record is from the annotation of a GenBank genome assembly. Lineage: Eukaryota; Viridiplantae; Streptophyta; Magnoliopsida; Rosales; Rosaceae.
AUGCCGGUUAAGAAGUUAUUCAAGCGACACAUACCUGAAGAAAUGACACUCAGAAUUCUCUACAGGCUUCCAGUAAAAUCCUUAAUCAGAUUCAGCUGCGUUUCGAAACAGUGGCUUUCGAAAAUAAUCCAUGAUCCGGAGUUUGCCAAAACCCACUACAAACUAGCGAGAGAGCAGCAAACCCUCAGCCACAGACUCCUCGUUUCCACCCAGACCUCCGGACUCGAAUCAAUAGACUUGGAAACAAGGUCGUUUGGAGACAAUUCUGGGGUUAGAAGGCUGAGCUCCCCAUUCAAUGAACCGGGCCAUUUACGUUUUUUGGGAUCGUGCAAUGGUUUGGUCUUUGUAUGUCAAGGUUCUUAUGAAAAUAUGUCUAUUUGGAACCCGUCGACUGGGUUCCUCCACAACUUACAUUUUCCAGGUUUUUUGUCGCAAGGGGAAGUAACAUUUUCCAACCAUGGUUUUGGUUAUGUCUCGGCCACUGACGACUACAAAGUUCUCGUUGCUUGUUAUGAGCGAGAAGGCGAUGAGGCGAUUGGUGAGUACUUGGUCUACUCAUUGAGAGCCAACGCCUGGGCAGCGAUUGAAGACCCUCCCCAUUAUUACCUCAAGACAGGCUAUACACAGGGGGCUCUUUCAAAUGAGGCGCUCCAUUGGCUCGACCUAUUGGACGAACAACAUAGACAGCGUAUCCUGGUUUUCGAUUUGGCAAAGGAGGAGUUUUGGUACAUGUUGGCUCCUACUUUUGACGAGGCUGACGAAGAGGUGGGCGAAUUGGAGGAGGACGCCGAAGUCGCCGACCUGGAGAUCAUGGACAUGGAUCAGAGGUAUUGGACCCAUAUAGGGGUUUUUCUGGGAGGAUCCCUUUGUCUGUGGCUUUGGACGGCGGAUAAGAUGUAUAUCGAAUUCUGUGUGAUGAAAGAAUAUGGUGUUCAUAAUUCUUGGACUAAGCUAUUUAAGUAUAGUGUUGCCGAUGAUCUCGGUCUUCCUGAUAUUAAUCCAUUAAGGUGUUUGAAGACGGUGUUCCAUACUGAAAGUGGCACAGUUGUGGCGAUAUACUAUGACAAAAAUGAGUUGAUAAGGAUUGAGAAGCUUGGAAACGUCGUCGUUACCAGUCGCCGACAUCCAGCUGGGGAGGUUUUGGAAGAAGUGGUGCAAUAUGAUGAGAGCCUGCUUUCGCUUAUUGAGUACCAAAACCCAACACAAGGCGGAAAUGAAGAGCGAGAUUCGACCCAAAAGAAUGAAGAGGGGGCUUCCACCAAAAAGAAUGAAGAGGGGGCAUGA